Messenger RNA from Engraulis encrasicolus (European anchovy), 992 nucleotides. Its product is annotated as cerebellin-3-like. The transcript is spliced from 5 exons. Bases 1 to 663 code for a protein of 220 amino acids. The record is from RefSeq and is a predicted model, not a curated record. Lineage: Eukaryota; Metazoa; Chordata; Actinopteri; Clupeiformes; Engraulidae. Gene Ontology annotation, molecular function: protein binding.
AUGAUGAAGACUCCCGGGGCUGUGCUGCUGCUGCUGAUGGGUCUGGGUCUGCUGCUGCUGCUGGCCUCAGCAAAGGCGGAUGACAUCGACCAGCUGGAGCUCAAGUACAUCAGAUCUCAGGUGCAGGACUUUGAGAAACGACUGCAAACCAGCGAGAAGAAGACACGUGCAAAUGAAAACGCCGUCAAGAUACUGCAGAGCGACGUUCAGCAGCUGAAGAAACCUCCUAAACACGUGGCAUUCACUGCUGUCCUUCAGCCUCCAUCUGUGUAUAAGUGGGGUCUUGGGGAGAUAGGACAGUACUCCUACGAUAUGACCCUGAUCCACCAGAAGGUCCUCACCAACGUCGGCCAGGCCUACAGCACCAACUCAGGCAUGUUCACUGCUCCAGUGAGAGGCGUGUACUUCUUCACGUUCACCACGUACUGCUGGCUGACAGAUAUGGACACUGGAGUCAAACUGAUGAAGAACAGGGAGGAGAUGCUGCUGGUGUGGGAGCGGCAGGACAAGGGGGAUAACGAGGACUAUGCCACCAACUCAGCGGUGCUCUCCCUGGAGAUGUACGACGAGGUCUACCUGCAGCUGCCCAAAAACUUCAAGGUCCACGCCAACAUGUGGAGCAACAUUCACACCUUCAGUGGCUUUCUGCUGUAUGCCAAUUAGCAGCACGCACGCACGCACGCACGCACUGCACCUUCCCAAAGCCUUUAGAACAGAAUAGAAUAGAAUAGAAUAGAAUAGAAUAGAAUAGAAUAGAAUAGAAUAGAAUAGAAUAGAAUGGAAUAGGAUAGAAUAGACUUUUUGUCAUGCCAGCAUGUCUCCAUGCUAACAUGUGGUCAAGCUGUACCCCACAGUCAUGUAGCAACACACACACAAACGUUCACACACACACACACACACACACACACACACACACACACACACACACACACACACACACACACACACACACACACACACACACACACACACACACACACACACACACACAU